Messenger RNA from Brugia pahangi, 2250 nucleotides. The record is from the annotation of a GenBank genome assembly. NCBI's taxonomy places the organism in Eukaryota, Metazoa, Nematoda, Chromadorea, Rhabditida, Onchocercidae.
AUGAUGAAAAAAUGUAUCGAACCGACCCAAGCAGAUGAAAUGUUCUCUACGACAAAAUAUGAACUGUAUGGAUUAAAGGGUUGCGAUGAGACAGCUAAUACAUCUGAUUCUGAGGCAAAAUUGAUGCAUGCCUCAGGAAGUACCUUCAGGAGUAAAACUUCAUGUGCGCGACUAUUAAAUGAUUUAAACAGAAUUGGCAGAUUUCCGAGACAUUUAAGAAAACUGUUCCGCAUGCUUCUACUUCCGGUUAUUGUUUUUAUUGCAUUGUUCAUCUUCAUUACAUAUUCCUCGAAACCUUCAACAGAUACUGCGUACUGGAUUGAAGAACCUGUUGCUCAUCCAUCGUUGCCUCAUAUAAUAGUAUUAGGUGCUGAUACAGCUGAUAUGCGGAAAUCAGCCACUCGAAGGCACAACUUUUCCAGAAAAUCUGAACAGGCUUGUCGCAUCCCGAAAUUAAAUAUCAAUGGUAGUGAAGUUAUCGGAUUUUUUCACCAUGUAGAAGCACUCGAUUGUAGUAAAAAUAAAGAAAAAGAGUGGGCUUAUGUUGAUGAGAAAGGAUUGUUCACUAUGUCAUCUGAUGCUAUCAAACGUCAUGGUGGUAUUAAAUGUACUAUUGCCUAUUUUGAACGAGUUGAUGACAAUAGAUUGAAAAUUGGUCGUCAGAUUCCAAUUACAUCUGGUAGUCCUAUGAACAAAGAUUACGCUGUUGUAGAAUGCCUUGGAAAUGAUCAAGAAAAGUGGAAACAUUUGUUAUGGACGAUUGUUCCCGAUCGGAAAAAAGAAGAAGAUUUGUCUCAUAUCAAAAAAUCUCCAGACUGGUCUGGUCUUGACGUAUAUUUCAUAGGCUUUGAUUCAUUAUCCCAGAUGUCAUUUCGCCGUAAACUUCCGAAAACAGUUAAAUAUAUUGAAGAAGAAUUUGAUGCAGUUGUGCUUGAUGGAUACAACAUUGCCGGAGAUGGUACUCCUCAAGCAUUCAUACGGAUUUUAACUGGACAAACCGAAGAGGAGUUACCUCUCACGCGCAAGCGUUUCGCAGAAGCAAAUUAUGUUGAUGAAGUAUAUCCAUUUGUAUGGAAAAAUUUUUCCGAUGCCGGUUACAUAACCUUGUAUGCGGAGGACUCAGCAAAACUUGGAACGUUUACAUAUCGUCUGAAGGGUUUUAAAAACCAGCCAACAGACCAUUACGUGCGGACGUUUUUUCAAAAAGCUGAGGAUAUGUUUUCGAAUUUGCAGUGUUUGGGUUCAGUGCCAAUGCACAAGGAAUGGUAUCGGUAUACCAGUGAAUUCAUGGAGAGAUACAAAUAUAAUACAUCGAAGUUUCUACUUGCAUUCCAUAGUGUAUUAAGCCAUGAUGAUGUUAAUCUGGUAGAAGUUGCUGAUGAAGAUACAAUGUUAAAUCUUAAAAAAUUAAAAGAAAGUGGUACUCUUGAUAAUGCUUUAGUCAUUGUGAUGGCUGACCACGGACAUCGUUUUGCUAAAUUUCGCGCCACUCAUCAAGGGCAGCUGGAGGAAAGACUUCCAUUCUUUUCCCUUUCACUUCCCAAAAAAUUCAGAGAAAGCGAUAAAGGAAGGACAGCAUGGAGGAAUUUGAAAGCUAAUAAGGCAAGACUGGUAACUCCAUUCGACAUACACGCUACACUGCUUGACAUACUUCACUGGCCGACAGAGCAGGAGUUGAAUACUAUGGGUGACGCAAAAUUCCGUUCCUUGUCAGUUUUUAGGCCAAUUCCUCCUUCAAGAACCUGUGAAGAGGCCGAUGUCGAACCGCACUGGUGUACGUGUCUAAAUUGGGAAUCUGCCAUGAAUAAUAACGAGCAAAUAAAUAUAUCUAUCAUGUUGAGUAAAGCUGUUGUCCAAACGAUCAAUUCACACACAAAAUCUCAACGACACUUAUGUGCUCCUCUGAAAUUGGCAAAGCUAGAAAAUGCUCGGAGGCUUGUUCCACAUGAAAACUUGCUUAAAUAUAAGGAUGCAAAAGACAUAGAUGGUUUUGUACCAAAUUUGGUUGCCAAAACCAAAGCUGCAUUUGCACAUUACCAGUUGAGAUUUGUUACGAAACCAGGAAAUGCUCUUUAUGAGGCAACCGUACUGUAUGAUAUAUUAAAGAAUACAGUAACAGUUGAUAUGACAUCGAUCAGUCAUGUCAAUAGAUAUGGCGAUUUGCCCCACUGUAUCAUAGACACAAACUAUUUUUUAGCAGCGUAUUGUGUUUGCUAUGAUAAGAUCGACAAUACUCUUAGUAAUUCAUAA